AUGGAUUCAUCACGGGCUAUCGACGCGUUAAGGCACACUAUCCCAGACGGCCAAUUCUCUCUUCGGGGUACGGCAGAGUACGAAAACUUGAACUCUUCGUAUCUUUCUCAGCUAGAAAGCGAUCUUAAGCCAGCUUGCAUAUUUCAGCCUCGAUCUAAACAAGAAGUGGCUGCAUUUGUGAGGGCAAUCCAGCCUUUUGCCUUGAAAGAAGACACCAAAUUUGCCAUUCGUGGGGGUGGCCAACAACCAGCGCCCGGCUGUGCCAAUAUCCAAGAUGGCAUCACCGUUGACCUAGGCCUUCUUACAGGGAUAGAAAUCAAGCUAGACGAGGGCCUAGUGCAAAUUGGGGCUGGUGAGCGCUGGGGCACCGUCUAUGAUAAGCUUGACGGCUCGGGCCUUGGCGUAGCUGGUGGUCGAGCGAAUAAUUGUGGAAUUGGUGGGCUUGCGCUUCAAGGCGGUCUUUCUUUCUUCUCAUCCCGAGAAGGAUUUAUAUCUGACAAUAUCGUCAACUAUGAGGUUGUAUUGGCUUCAGGGGAAAUCAUCAAUGCCAAUGCCAAGCAAUAUUCCGACUUGUGGAAAGCCUUGCGAGGUGGUGGUAACAACUUUGGUAUUGUUACACGUUACGAUUUCAGGACUUUCCCCCAAGGACCUAUUUGGGGCGGUAACACCUUUUACUUUCUCCCGGGCGUCCCUGAUCAGAUCGAAAAAUUGGUAAAGGAGCUCAACCAACCAAGUCCCUCCCAUGAAACGCAUCUCAUGGUCAGUAUCGGAUAUUCAGGAGCAUUUAGCAAAGAAGCAGUAGGACUUAAUACAGUUUACUACACUCAAGCAGUAGAAAACCCGCCAGAACUUGAGGUAUUCACAUCAGUACAACCGCGGAUUGAUCAACUUAGCUCUAUGAGGAUGCUGACACUAAAGGAAGCUGCCGCGGAUCAAGCUGCAGGUAUCUCAAUAGGAACACGGUGA
Molecule: messenger RNA, 966 nt
Organism: Daldinia childiae
Lineage: Eukaryota; Fungi; Ascomycota; Sordariomycetes; Xylariales; Hypoxylaceae
Product: Bifunctional solanapyrone synthase
Exons: 2
Coding region: 1-966 (321 amino acids)
Molecular function (GO): FAD binding
Source: RefSeq, a predicted model, not a curated record